Messenger RNA from Paramuricea clavata, 2733 nucleotides. The record is from the annotation of a GenBank genome assembly. Lineage: Eukaryota; Metazoa; Cnidaria; Anthozoa; Malacalcyonacea; Plexauridae.
GUGAUUAUUGCAAUUGCAGUAAGUUGGAUAUUGUGCGCAAUUUUGACUGAAACAAAUGUAUUCUCGGAAACGUCAAAAGCUAGAACAGAUACAAGAUCUGGCGUCUUGUCUGAAUCACCCUGGUUUAGAGUUCCUUAUCCAGGUAUAACAUGAAGUAAACUGAAUUAAUGUACUACUAUGUACGUCUGACAGAGUAUAUGCCUUAACUUUACAGAGGUACGACUCGGUCAAAAACACCCAACACGUCACAGGUUGCGAUGUAGUCGCAAUGCUGUUGCGAUGUUCCUAGCUAGUGCGGUUACGAGAGGCAUUCGCGCGUCCUCCUGAACGAGACCAAGCCUAGCACUUGGAAUAUUUACAGAGAGUGCCGGCUUCUCCUUGGCUAGGAACAUGGCGGGCGGAUACGCCAUCAUGACGUCAAAGACACCGUCACAGUGUCGGACUUCUAUUAAGUUUGAAACAUGAUAAAUUAUUUAAGUUGCACAGAAAAGAAACGUUUACUACAUCGGUGUACUCGUGAAAGACCAUGUUAAUUUAAACCAGCGAACUCCAUGUCUUUUAUCUGGAACGAUGACACCCGGGAGAAACGUGAAGCCAAUGCCAACGUCACUUCACGCCAACUCGAGCCUGCUGACGCGUACUAAUUUGUGAUAGGCCGCGCAUGGUGAUGUCGUAUAAGGGAACUGACGUACUAUAUGGCGUGGCAAUUGACCGCGCGUUGAUGGCGUAUAAAGGGACUGAAACUGACAGAUUAUAUGGCGUAAAAAUGGCGUGGAGAGCUGACGCCACUGCUCACGCGUUGCUCACGCAAGGCUUCACUUUUUAAUUGCCAAUGACUGAAUGUUAUCCUUUUCGGUAAAUAGAUUGAGUUCACUGUGUUAAACGAGGCUAUUAGUUUAUUACUGAAUUUUGUAACACAGUUUCUGCACAGAGCCAUGCAAUGCAUGCAGCAAUUACAUUCACAUAAAACUGUUAGCAUGCUCGAUCAUUUCACCUUUAAACUGAUUAUGCAACGAAAUUUCAAGUCUUUUUUCUGAUUGCAUUGUAAACUCUCUUAGCUUGCUUCGUAACGUUCUUCACUCUCCCGCACAUUACAUAAUGACUUUCUGAAAAAAGUUAAUGCGGUCAAUAAUGGAUAUAUGCCAUUUGACGUCACAGUGAUGAUAAUUUGCAUAUCAAACAUUGCAACAUAUCUCAAGAAAGAAAAUUGAACCUAAGACAGUUUGGAAAAAUAUCUUAUUAGUCACUUUGAAUUUUCUCCACUCAAUGCAGUCAUAAUUAUAAAAAUAAGCCUUCGAAAACAUGGCUUUAAAACCUUUCGCACUUUAAGCCACUUAACCUUCUCCGCAAAUAUCUCGUAGUUCAGCUGGGUUGCUAACAUCUCGUAGUUCACCUGGGUUGCGAUGACAUUGUUAUUAAAAUAAACCUUGAUCUUGAAAAUAUUCGAAAAUGGAUGCUACGAAAUAAACUCCAAACUCAUCCUACAAAAUCGAAAUAUAUGUUCAUUGGAUUAGCGUAUAAUUAUAUUAAACAUCAGGUAUCUGGCAACCCUAUUAUCGUUAAUAAUGUUCCAAUAUCUAGGACUGAAAAUUAUAUUUGCCUUGGUGUCAAUAUUUACGAAAUAUUGUCCUGGGAAAAACAUGUUCGUAUGAUACGUUCAAAAGCCAGUGCGGGUAUCAGAGCUAUAAGACGUACUAGGCCUUUUGUAUCGUUUUAUCUACAAUUAAUUACAGUAAAAUUGAUCUACAAUGCCAUUGUACAGCCCUACUUUGAUUAAUGCAGCCCUCUCUGUGUCAACUGUGGAAUAGGCCUCAUGGACAGGUGGCAGAAAUUCUAAAAUCGGGCUGCAAGAGUAAUUUCUGGAGCAACUUACUAUGUUGGGACGGUUGAGUUACUCGAAAGCCUGGGUUGGAAAUACUAAGGCGAAUUUAUCUAAAAUCUGUUUUAAUUUUAUGUAUAAAAUUCUGAAUAACCACACCGCACCAAAUCUAAGAACAUUCUUUCGAUUGAAUAAUGAAUUUGAUAAUACCUAUGAUCUUAGAAAUAGAGAAACCGAUUUGUCUCUUCCUAAACCGAAUAGUACCGAUUUUGGUAAAAGAUGCUUCAGAUAUAACGGAGCGGUAGUAUGGAAUAAUUUAUCGUAUGAGGUAAAAGUAACGGAAUCUUUAAAUUCAUUUCAAAGAAAUAUUAACCUGCAGGCAAACAUUUAAAAUUGGCUCGUCCUGUUGCCUACUGUACAUAGUAAUUCUUCUUUCUUAGUAUAUGUAUUUUUGUAUAAUCUAUAGUAAUGUUUAUCUGUAUAUUCUUUCUAAAAUGACGCUUCCGUCAUGGAAAUCAGCUCUGAGUUGUUUAGGCAAGCUUGCAUAAAUAAAUUUUUGUAUGUAUGUAACCGAAUUCCGCCCACCAAUCUAUUAAAGGCGAUACAUGUGGGGGAUGCUAUGAAAUCCUUUUAUUCUUUAAAGAUGUUUUGAUGUUUAAGGUCAAUGGGGAACUCCAACUGUAAGUCUUGCUGGUGUGUUUGGUAUGCUAGCUGGAGUUAUUGCUGGUGUUGUAGAGUCUAUUGGAGAUUAUUACGCAUGCGCAAGGUUAUCUGGAGCACCACCACCUCCGUCACACGCUAUGAAUCGUGGGAUUGGUGUUGAGGGCAUUGCAUGUUUUCUCGCGGGCGCUGUUGGUACUGGAAAUGCAACUACUUCGUUCAGUGAAAAUAUUGGAGCUCUAGGAAUAACAAAG